AUGUAUUCCCUGGACGAUUUCGGUAAGAAGUGGGUGCCCAUCAAGCCUGGACAGCAGGGCUUCAGCCGCAUCAACAUCUACCACAACACUGCCAACAACACCUUCAGAGUGGUGGGCGUCAAACUGCAGGACCAGCAGGUGGUGAUAAACUACUCCAUAGUGAAGGGCCUGAAGUACAACCAGGCCACCCCGACCUUCCACCAGUGGCGCGACGCCCGGCAGGUCUAUGGGCUGAACUUUGCCAGUAAGGAGGAGGCCACCACCUUCUCCAACGCCAUGCUGUUCGCCCUCAACGUCCUCAGCUCCCCCGACAGCGGAGGUCCAGUCGUUCAGCGCCAAAAUGGGCCCUCCUCAGAAGAGAGCGAAGCACAAAGGAGGAUGAUGGAGCAACAUCAGAUGCAGGCGCACAAGGAGAGGGAGCGACGAACGUCAGGAUCAGUCGUUUCCACUCUCCAAUAUAAAGUCUCCACCCCUCCCACCCACCCAGACACUCCUCCCGAGUACAGACAGUACAGAGCUAGCACACUGCCACCCUCCUACGUCCGCGUGGCCUCCUCCUCUCCUCCCUCCUCCGCCUCCAUCUCUCCCUCUCAGGAGAAAGAGGUGGGGGCUGCUAGGGACAAGGCCCAGCUCUCCUCCCAGCUCUCCACCUCGCUGGCCUCGGCCUUCUCCCCGGUCCAGGCGGGAGUGACCACCCAGGGCCGACAGGUCCGUCAGAUCCCCCUGUCUCCCCCCACAGCAGCCCGCCACCUGCACAUCCAGCAGCAGCAGCAGCAGGACAUGAUGCUCCCCCCUAAACACGGCACCUGGUCUGCCUCCCACUUGCAAAUGUACGCCCAAAUGCCCCCCUCCUCGUCCCCCCCUGUAAUGAUGGCGAUGCCGGUGAAGCAGGGUUUGCCCCCGCAGCCGGUGCUCCCGGUGGCUCACCCCCUCCCGCCCGUGAGCGCUAGGAUGAAGCCCCCACCUCUUGAUCCUAGCGCUAUGGCGGGCCCUCACCAGUACCCCCAGCACCAGCCCCACCCUCACUCCAACGGCCAGCCCGACGAUUCCUACUCCCCUCAUUCUCAGCAUCUGCCCCUCACGCCUCAGUACUGCGAGGCCAUCCCCCUGCCUCCUCUGAUAGGUCAGACAGCCCCAGGCCCCGCCCCCGGCCACCAGUACCCAUCCACCUUCCACCCUCAGCAGCAUCAGCAACAACAUCAACAACAACAGCAGCAGCAGCAGCAGGUGUACCACCAGCAGGCCCAGCCCCCCACCACCACCUCUUCCUCCUCCUCCUCCUCGCCCCCCUCUUACACUGACGGGGGUUCGCCCAAGAAGACCCCCUCCCCUGUCCCCCAGCCGGCCCCCAUGGCCAGCAGCACUGCAGUUCCAGCGCCCAUGGCUGGUCCGCCGGCCCCGCCGCCGCCACCGGGUCCACCUCCCCCGAUGGCGGUGCCCCCACCCAUGCCCCCUCCACUGCCCACUUGUGGAGGGCCUCCCGGGGGCCCGCCUGGGAUCCAGCACCAACCCUCAGGACUGGCAGCAGCGCUGGCUGGAGCCAAACUACGUAAAGUGCAUAGGGAUGAGAGCAGCCCACCUGGUUCUGGUGGGAAAAGUGACUCCAACCGGUCUAGUGGUGGCAGUGGUGGUGGUGGGGAGGGACUGAUGCAGGAGAUGAAUGCCUUACUAGCUCGCAGACGAAAAGCUUCUGAGAAACCGGAUGAAGACGACUCCAGCGGUCGGGGGCCGGGUCAGCAGAACUCAACAGAUGCUGUGAAGAAGCCAUGGGAGCGAUCCAACUCUGCAGAGAAGUCCUCACUGGUGUCCAGAGUGAGACCCAUCGGCAGCACUAGUGAAUCAGACACAGAGUUUGACAGGAUGAAACAGGAAAUUUUGGAUGAAGUCGUACGCGAGUUGCAUAAGGUCAAAGAUGAAAUCAUUAAUGCCAUCAGACAAGAAAUCGGCAGAAUCAGUACAUCCUAAUCUCAUCUGAGCGUGCAGAUGGAGGAGAAGGAGGAGAGCGACAGGAGGAGCUGGAGGAGGAUGGACAUGCAGAUGCACAGACACGAGGACCAGGGAAUGUUCUCUCAAUGUUUCUGUGACCUCGCGAUGCCAUGAUGCAAGUUGCAGAGAUGUUGUGCCAACAUUUAAGUCUGCUGGACAGCAAAAAAAAAAAAAAGAAGAAGAAGAAAGAAAGAAACUGAGAUAAGAGAGCAGGGGUUAAUGAGAAAGACGAGCAGAAGAAGGCUGGAUAAAGAAAGAUUAAAGGACUGAUAAACUCAAACAGAGGAUGAAGGAUGAAGUGAGGAAUGGAAGGACAUUUGUGCUGAGUUUGGUGUUGUGGUCCUCUCUGUGCACCUAGACUCAGUCAGCCCAGUGUUGCAACUCUUUGUUUCUCUGUUCAGUCCAAGUCUUAAGAAGAAAAUAUUUUUGUUUUCUAAGUUUUUACUGUUUUAUUAUUUAAAAACUGUGGUGAUAAUGAUGAUGCUGUUGAUGACAAUGAGUAUUUUAUUGAUAUUAUAGAAGGAGAAAGGAAUCUUGCACACCAUUUAUGUCAGCCUUUUAUAUUUUCUAUUAUGAGUUUUUGUUUCGUUUAUCCCUGACUAUUUGAUGAUGACAACAAGCACAAUACGGGCAUAAUGGUGCUGCAGACUCACCAGCCCCUCAGCUGGCAUAUUUAAGAGACUUUUUAUGACCUUGCUCAUACUGGUGUUGUGUGUCUAACCUUUUCUCUCCAGAGACGAUGAAAAACACGUUAAUGUUUGAACCGCAUUUAGCCACUUCAAUUACCUCUCUCCUCCAUAUCCAAGGCAUAACACAUUGCAAGCGAUUUGUUUUUUUUUUUUUAAAACGCAGCGACUCACACGGAUAACAGUCUGCUCUACAACUCCAGUGUGACCGAUGUUUCUCUCCCAACUGUCCAGAUGCGGUGAGAUCAUUGAAACUUGGGGAUCAUUCACAAAACAGGCCGAUAACUGUAAAUGUGCCACCUGGUUUUACCUAGAUAUAAACCAAUGUAGUAUUAUCUAUUAGUCCUCCUAUGCUUUGUGAACCUCCCAAGUAUGCAUGAAACUCCCCCGUCUCUAUGAAUUAGUUUCCUUUUUUUUUAUUUGGUUUGGGAAAAAAAAAAAACAUUAAAAAUAAAUAUAAACGGUGGUACAUUUAUUAUAGUGGUUUGUUUCUAUGAAGGUUCCCCUUCCUAUAUAUGAGAUGUUGAAUAAUGGUAGCAAUGUGAAAAAAAAUAAACAAAAAGGGGGGGUUGCUCUGGCAAUAUGCAAAUGUUACCUUAGAUAAGAAUGUGCAGAAGGUGAACGGUAGGCCGAUGUGAUGGUAGCUACGUGUGUCUUUGCAGGAAGGAUCUGGAUGAAUAUCAGUUGUUGCAUUCUAUCCACUCUGUCCGCUCUCAACUACGUUCUGAUUUAAAAGCUGGAAGUAAAUUCAUUCAAACAAAAA
This is a messenger RNA of Stegastes partitus (bicolor damselfish), 3435 nucleotides long. RefSeq names its product Enah/Vasp-like a (gene evla). The transcript has 14 exons. The record is from RefSeq and is a predicted model, not a curated record. Gene Ontology annotation, molecular function: SH3 domain binding; profilin binding. NCBI's taxonomy places the organism in Eukaryota, Metazoa, Chordata, Actinopteri, Pomacentridae. Gene Ontology annotation, biological process: positive regulation of actin filament polymerization; actin polymerization or depolymerization. The coding region runs from base 1 to 1965 and encodes 654 amino acids.